This is a messenger RNA of Staurois parvus, 367 nucleotides long. The record is from the annotation of a GenBank genome assembly. NCBI's taxonomy places the organism in Eukaryota, Metazoa, Chordata, Amphibia, Anura, Ranidae.
ACACCUUGUGAUUAUAUAUGGCAGUGUUUCUCAUCCUUUUUUCAGUCAAGGCACCCUUUAAAAUUAUGGACAGUUCCGAGGCACCCUUUAAAAUUAUGGACAGUUCCGAGGCACCCUUUAAAAAUUAUGGACAGUUCCGAGGAACCCUUUAAAAUUAUGGACAGUUCCGAGGCACCCUUUAAAAUUAUGAACAGUUCCGAGGCACCCUUUAAAAUUAUGGACAGUUCCGAGGCACCCUUUAAAAUUAUGGACAGUUCCGAGGCACCCUUUCAAAUUAUGGACAGUCAUGAGGCACCCUUUAAAAUUAUGGACAGUCUUGAGGCACCCCAUUCUAAAAUGGGGUGCCUCUAGGCACCCCAUUCUAAUA